Lycium barbarum (goji berry) is the source of this 792-nucleotide messenger RNA. Its product is annotated as small ribosomal subunit protein eS17. Lineage: Eukaryota; Viridiplantae; Streptophyta; Magnoliopsida; Solanales; Solanaceae. The transcript is spliced from 2 exons. Gene Ontology annotation, molecular function: structural constituent of ribosome. Gene Ontology annotation, biological process: translation. The record is from RefSeq and is a predicted model, not a curated record. Bases 181 to 615 code for a protein of 144 amino acids. Gene Ontology annotation, cellular component: ribosome.
AGUUAACCUGAGCCCAGAGUGGACAUUACAUAACCCAAGCCCAAUAAAACCCAAAGACAUUCACAAAUACAAAACCCUAAUAUAGUCUCACCUUUCUCAGCUGAAAAUCACACACAUAGCAUCAGUUGCCGCACACCCUCUGCUACGUUUCUUUGUUUGAAUUAAGGAAAUUCUGCAAAGAUGGGUCGUGUGCGCACCAAGACCGUGAAGAAGUCAUCUCGACAGGUAAUUGAGAGGUAUUACUCCAAAAUGACUUUGGAUUUCCACACAAACAAGAAGAUCCUGGAAGAAGUUGCCAUAAUUCCUUCUAAGCGUCUCCGCAACAAGAUUGCUGGUUUCUCCACCCACCUUAUGAAACGUAUCCAGAAGGGACCCGUUAGAGGUAUUUCCCUCAAACUGCAAGAGGAGGAGCGUGAGAGACGCAUGGACUUUGUUCCCGAUGAGUCAGCCAUCAAGACUGAUCUUAUUGAAGUUGACAAGGAGACCCUUGACAUGCUUUCAGCCCUCGGUAUGUCUGACCUUCCAGGUGUCGUCAAGCAGGCUGCUGAGCCACAAGCAGUGGCAGCUCUCCCAACAUAUGGUCGCGGUGCAGGAGGUUUUGGGAGGAAAUACUAAUAAGAAUAGUUUCAAAAUUUUUAUGUUCUAUUGAAGGAAGUUUUUGGUAGAUUAUGUGUUGUUUAGUUUUCCCUAAUUUUCUUUGAGGAUUCUUAAUUAGAAGCUCAUUUUCAUUGUUGAGACAUAAUGAUGAAUGACCCCUUUUGGUUUUAAAAUGCAUGUGAUACAUUUCCUCAA